Molecule: messenger RNA, 3348 nt
Organism: Belonocnema kinseyi
Lineage: Eukaryota; Metazoa; Arthropoda; Insecta; Hymenoptera; Cynipidae
Product: girdin-like
Exons: 18
Coding region: 218-3154 (978 amino acids)
Biological process (GO): cytoplasmic microtubule organization; cytoskeleton-dependent intracellular transport
Cellular component (GO): centrosome; cytoplasm
Molecular function (GO): dynein light intermediate chain binding; microtubule binding
Source: RefSeq, a predicted model, not a curated record
AUUAUGGGCAUGGGAAAAGGGCGCCAAUCAGUGAAAAUCUCCAAUUGUCUAUCAGGUCAUAUGGUCAUUCAGGUAUCUCACUUGACAGUCUCGUGAUCGACACCCAACCAUUCUGAGGUCCUUCCAGUUCCUCCCUAAAUGACUCAGUAGUGUUACAAUACCAGAUUUUUAGAAGGGAAUGGUUAUAAUUAUCGGUGUCAAGACUUAAACAGAAAUAAUGGCAUCUUUAAAAGUGGAAGAAUUUCUGUCGGGACCUUUGGUGACUUGGUUUAUCAGUUGCCUCAAUGAUCCAAAUUCAUUGGCAACCUAUAGUGAUUUGGUGGAUGGGGUUCUACUACACAGUGUUUACCUACAAAUAGAUCCAGAACCCUUUUAUAAUCGAAUUACUGCAUCCAAUGGCAUUGUGAACAUAAGAAUAAAAAAUUUGGAAUGCAUCCUGCUAAAUGUGAAACAGUUUUAUGAAGAACAUUUAGGACAUCUCCUUCUGAAAUCUCCUGAUACAACAAAUUUGGCAAAAAAUCCAGAAUCACAUAUAGAAGACAUGAAACUAAUGCUCCUUUUAAUUUUGGGCUGUGCUAUUCAUUGUCCAAAAAAAGAAAAAUUUAUCACUAAUAUCAAAACUCUUCACGAGAAGACGCAACUUGCAAUUGUUGAAUAUAUAAAACAGAUAACUGAUUAUCAGGAAAUUCUCAUCAGCCAGGAAUCAUUGGAAAACGCAAAUUUGGGUGGUUUAUUCACUCAGGUGCAGAAAUUAAUGAAGGAGAGAAAUUUCUAUUACGAGAAAUCUAAAAACCUUGAGCUAAAUGAAAAUGAAAUUUUGGGUAAUUCGACAAUGUUGAUCUCAUAUUGCGAGGAACGGAAUCAAUCAGAAAUAAAUUCUACAAUGAAAAUUGAUAUUGAGGAAGAUCAUCAUUGUCCUGCACUAUCAGACUGGAAAGCCAAAUUCAGAAAAUUACGUCAUGAAUUAGAAGAAAAAUCGGAAGCUUUACUGGAAUGUAGAGGAGAAGUCGAACACAGCACCAUGCUUCUUUCGAAACUUACUCAAGAGAAUCAAACAUUAAUGAUGGAAGCUCGAACUGCAAAAUCUUAUCGGGAUGAGUUGGAUGCGGCGAUUGAAAAGGCUCAAAAAGUUGAUCGUCUUGAGGUGGAAAUUUCUCGUUAUCGUGAAAAACUGAGCGAUAUUGAAUUUUAUAAAACAAGAAUUGAAGAACUGCGAGAGGAUAAUAAAGUUUUGUUGGAAACGAGAGAAACUUUAGAAGAGGAAUUAAAUUCACAAAUGAAACGAACCGAGAAAAUUCCGGAACUUGAGGCAGAAAGUUUAGAACUCAAGAGGCUUCUUAACAAUAUGACUUUGGAACGCAUAGCAGAUAAAGAAAAAUAUGAACAGCUGCGAGAAGAAAAUAUUCAUCUUCAGUGCUUCAUAAAAUCUAAACAUGAAACUUCAGUAAGACAAUCUCUUAACGAUUCCUCAGAAGAAUCAGAGAUUUUGAACAGUUCCUUGUCGGAACAAUUAAAAAGUUCUGCACAGACAUACACUCUGAAACUCGAACUGGAAAAUCGUCGCCUUUUAUCAGAGUUAGAGUCGAUAAAACAAAAUUCUAUUCAGAAAGAUUCGCUCCGAAUUCUGGAAUUGGAAAAUGGGAAAAAGGAGCUUCAAUUGAAGUUGGACUCCUUCGUAAAGAAUAAUGAAAGAUUGUCAAAUAAAAGUUCGAAUUUCGAAGCCACUUCCCGAAUUGGGGAACUGGAAAAGGAGAAAAAAGAACUUAAAUUGAAAGUUGAUUCUCUUACAAAAAAUAAUGAGAGGCUGACUCAGAGAAAUUCCAAUUUGGAUUACACUUGCAAGGUGAUGAAGCAGGAAAAACAAAAUCUGCAGGUUGCAUUUGCGAAACAACAGGCGGAAAUUGAAGAUCAAAUAAUUCUGGAGUCACAUCAUGAACAACUUAGCAAUGAUUACGUAAAACGGCUUCAAGAAAGAGACCAUUUAAAAGCUAAUUUAGAAGAUUGCGAAAAAGAACUAAAAUCUUUGAAUGAUUCCUACAGAAGACUUCAAAAUAUAAAUAAGAGUCUGCUGAACGAACGAGAGGUUCGAGAAAAAGAUAUUAAGAUAUUGCAGAAUUUUAAAAGAGAAUAUAAAAAAUUACAGGAUGACUUCAAAAAUAUGUUUACGAGAGCAGACAUACUGAGGAUAAAAAAUAAAAAAUUAGAGAAAACUAAUAUGGAUAAUUAUAAGAAAUUGACUGAAAUGCUCAAAGAAGUAUGUGCCAAAGAGGCUAGAUGUUCGAAUUUAGAACUUCAAGUAGAGAAUUUAAAUCAACGAUGUCAGGAACUUCAUGACUUUAAUUCAGUUUUGGAAGAUGAAAAGCGAAAAUUGAUGGAUCGAUUAACCGAUCUUGUGAAUCAGAAUAGGGAUCUUUUUACGCACACUUUAGAAGACAAAGAGUAUUUCUACAAAGAGGAACGAAAAUUCAAAGAAAGAAUCCAUCAUAUGAGCACAACGAAUGUCCAGUUGGAACAGAAGAUUAUGGAUUUCUACAAAACUUUACCUGCUAAUAUUGCCCCACCUACUCACAAUAAGAAAAUAAGUAGCUUUGGAUCGACUUUGGUGAGAAAAGUGAAGAAAGCAGGUUCUGAAAUACUAGGCUUGAAUCGCCGAUCUUCUAGUUCUUGGGCUGACGACUUCAAGCGUGCAGAUGAGAGGCCCUCUGAAUUCGAUCUUGGGUUUGGAGAGAAUGAUUUCGAAUCAAACAAAAAUAUGACCCUUGACCCCCGACUACUCAGAGGAAAAAGACCACUGCGUGAUCGAUUGUCUUUAGGGAUUUUAGGAAGAGGAAAACUCUCUUAUUGUUCUGAAGAUUCUGUAAUUCCUACAUUAGCUACGGCACUUGACAAAAGUUUCUCCGGAACUUUUAAUUACUUUAAAGAUGAAAAUAAGCCGACAGAUGCAGAAUCUAAGCCUUCAAUUGACCAGUUCAACAGCAGCGUGUUUGAAGUCAUUCCCGAAAUUGAAGAUGGAAUUUCGCUCAAAAGUGACAAACAAGAUAAAAAUGAAAAUCCGAAUGAAACCGAAGAGGAGAAGGAUUUGGACAAUUAUUACAAAAAGCCGACCAGAGCAGGUAGCAAAUCCUCUCUUUGGCUUGAAUACGGCUGCGCUUAAUAUAAGAACAAACAAAUCGUUGACCAUUAUUUUACACUACAAAUUAUUUAUCAACUGCGAUUGUGAUAAAGUCUCUCUCCCUUAGUGAUUUUAAAUUAACUUAAUUUCUGUUUUGAGUAAGAAGUCGUUUAAUUUAUAUAAGUCAGAAAUCCGAAUGAAGUUAAGGGGGAUUUUAUUUUAGUUCAUAGACGAAU